Molecule: messenger RNA, 1302 nt
Organism: Lemur catta (Ring-tailed lemur)
Lineage: Eukaryota; Metazoa; Chordata; Mammalia; Primates; Lemuridae
Gene: C3H1orf174
Product: chromosome 3 C1orf174 homolog
Exons: 4
Coding region: 113-835 (240 amino acids)
Source: RefSeq, a predicted model, not a curated record
CUGUUUGCCUACGUAAAACGCCGCGGCGGCGCUGGCCGAGAGGUGUCUGGUGGCGGCUCCGGGGAAGCUGGGCCGGCGCUCAGGGCUUGGCGGCGGUAGCCCGCGCACACUCAUGAGGAGCCGGAAGCUCACAGGGGGAGUGCGAUCUUCAGCGCGCCUGAGAGCCCGAAGUUGUUCAGCAGCCGGGGUGGCCUCCGCCCAGGAAGUCGCGGGCUCCGCGUCUGCCAAGACAGCAUGUCUGACUUCCUCAUCACACAGAGCCACAGACAGGCGAACUUCCAAGAAGUUCAAGUAUGACAAAGGUCACCUUGUAAAGUCAGAAUUGCAGAAACUCAUCCCUAAGAGUGAGAGUGCCGCUUUGCCCACAGUGACUCCUGAGACCUGCUGGGAAAGCGCCUUUGCUGAGGAUGGCACCCUGCCUCCGGGCGGCGAGGCCGGCACGUCCCCACGGCCGGAGGCUGCGGGCGUCCCGCUGGGCCUCUGCGGAGCUGCGAGUGACGCCUGCUCAGCGGACACUGAGGACGGCCUGCCCACGCCGGGACACGGUGCCCGUCCAGGAGCAGAGGAGCCCAGCAGUGGUUCCACUGUGCGGGCGGAGUCGGCACUGCAGACGCAGGGCGCGCGGGCGCCGCUGCUCCAGAUGGACAACAGCGUCUUUCUGGACGACGACAGCAGCCAGCCAAUGCCGGUGAGCCGCUUCUUCGGAAACGUGGAGCUCAUGCAGGACCUGCCGCCGGUGUCUCCAUCUUGUCCUUCCAUGAGCAGAAGAGAAUUCAGAAAAAUGCAUUUCAGAGCCAAAGAUGACGACGACGAUGAUGAUGAUGCAGAAAUGUAGAGAACGCGGGGAACGAUGUCCUUGUGUACCGUGCGGUCAGCAGUCUGACAGCGCAGCACGUUACGAGAUUUUUAGAAAAAUGUAUUUCUGGGAGAAUGUGUCCCUAAUGCCCUCAAAGCUGGCCGUCAGCGCCAAGCACCAAAACUGUGAACUAAAGUCUUUGAGGUCGCAAAGCCGCCGUCCGCGCCAGUGUCGUUUCUUACGCGCGUGCACGCGGGACAAUGGCGCCAGUCCGCUGAGGGGCUUGGGGCUCAGCGAGAUCGUUGUGAAGACGACACCUCAGCUCAUUAGCUUUGAUGAUAUGCAAGGUUAUUUGCCAUUAUCAACAUUUGAUCAUUCUUGUGAUUAAUUCAAUGCCAGUUCUUAAAGAACUCUCCUUAUGUCUGUAUAUGAAGCUAAUGUUUACCCUGGAAAUUCUGCAGAAUACAUAUGGGAAAGAAAUAAAUUUUGAAAAUAUUUUUGAAGAA